Molecule: messenger RNA, 1733 nt
Organism: Merops nubicus (carmine bee-eater)
Lineage: Eukaryota; Metazoa; Chordata; Aves; Coraciiformes; Meropidae
Gene: GGA3
Product: golgi-associated, gamma adaptin ear containing, ARF binding protein 3
Biological process (GO): vesicle-mediated transport; intracellular protein transport
Cellular component (GO): trans-Golgi network
Molecular function (GO): small GTPase binding
Source: RefSeq, a predicted model, not a curated record
GGACUAACUCCACAAGUCACCUCAACACCCUCAUUGACCUUGCUGGGUUGGACAUCAGCGGCACCCCGCCACCUCCAGUGCCACCCCCCAGCCUGGCGCCAGCGGCCGCGGCCGAGAUCCCCAUCCUGCCUCCCCCUCCCCAGGCCCUCGCGCCCCUGCGGAGCGCUGCCUCCGGCCGGGCCAGCUCCCUCUCCCUGCUGGACGAGGAGCUUCUCUGCUUAGGCCUGAAUGACCCAGCUCCUGCAGCGGUGAAGGAGACCUCAGAAAACAACCAGUGGAGCAUGUUUGAGAACGACCAGCUGGGCCUGGAUUUCUUUAAUCCGAAGAUGGUGACUGUUGCUUGCAACCCUGCAGGGAACCCUCUUCUCCAUCAAGCAUCACAGACCACGUGUGGAACGUCAGUGACGCUGCCCUCUGCUUUCACAGCCUCUCAGACUGCUCCUAGCAUCCCAGCACCCAGCUCAGCACCAUUUGUAUUCUCUGCUGGACCAGCUGCCUCUGCAGGGCCUCCUAAGACUAUUCCAGCUGCUCCUGGGUGCUUCAGCUCAUCUGUGGGGAGCAAUAUGCCACAUAAGAUGGAUGCACUGGGACAGCUCCUUGAAGAAGCCAAAGGGACUGCCACCCAGGGCAUGACGACAGCCUCAGUGUUCCCUGGGGUUACUUUGCCAACCACUGUCACCUCUGCCCCAUUAGUAGGACCUGCAGGGCUGCCGCUCACUGCCCCAGGAGCCCCUCCGGUUCCUUUCCCAAGCAGCUGCACUGCUGGCUCAGGAAGUCCUCUCUUCCAGCCAGCGUCAUUCCAGCAGCAAGGCAGUCCCAUGAAAGCACCUGAAAUUUCCUUGGCCAACGUCCAUGUUCCCUUGGAAUCCAUUAAACCCAGCAGCGCCCUCCCGGUCACCGCCUACGACAAGAACGGGUUCCGGAUCCUGCUGCACUUCGCCAGGGAGUGCCCGCCGGGGCGCGCGGACGUGCUGGUCGUGGUGGUCUCCAUGCUGAACACGGCUCCGCUUCCCGUCAGGAACAUCGUGCUGCAGGCGGCCGUGCCCAAGUCUAUGAAAGUGAAGUUACAACCACCCUCUGGCACAGAGCUGUCUCCAUUCAAUCCCAUCCAGCCACCUGCUGCCAUCACCCAAGUCAUGCUUCUGGCAAACCCUGCAAAGGAGAAGGUGAGGCUGAGAUACAGACUGACCUUCACACUGGGAGACCAGCCCAGCACAGAGGUUGGCGAAGUGGAUCAGUUUCCCCCGGUAGAGCAGUGGGGGAAUCUAUGACCUCAGGACACUGCCAGAGACUGUGCCAGGACCAGGAAAGGAUCCCACAGGACUGGAAGGAAUGUGCCGUGGGGAGGGACGCACAUGCUAUCCACUGGUGACGUUCAGCUUUGUUUACAUGUCCUGACCACUCUGCUUGUAGCUUUAGUCCAGAAUGUUUUGCCCCACGUUGAAGGGGUCCUGGAACGUUUAUGCCAAGCGUGAACUGAGUGGCAGCCACUAGCAGGCAGUGCCGGCUGCUUUUAUCCUGACCUCUGGGUGAAUCUGGUUCUAUCUUCCACUCUGUCAAACUUGAAGUUAUAGUAUUUUGAGGGGAAACCUGUCAGCAGAAAGGGAUUCAGUUGGUUUGUUCCUGUCCUGCUGUCCAGAGAUACCUACAGGCUGGUGGGGUGAUGAUGCCACCAUGAGCUUCCUCAGCGCAGAGCCCUUACACAUGCUCUCCCUCGGACUCUUACCUCCUCA